CGUCAACAUAAAUGAGUCCAACAUACUGCCCGACCAACUUCUUCAACUCUUUCUGGUUUUGCACUGAAGUCCAGCUUUUGUUGUUCGGGUGGUGGGGGACCUCGUGCUUUAGUCGCAGCUCUCUGCUUCGCUCCACCAGAGAGUUAUUACCCGGGCAACAGUCCUCCUCCUGCUGUGCGUCAACCCCAUCACGUGGAGGCGCCGUGUUUUCGGAGUUUUUGGUUCGUAACUCACAGCCGGAGAGAGAAACCAGAGGAAAGGGAGAAUUCUUUAUAAUGAUGAUGAUGGGGAUAACCGGCCCCCACUUGUUGUGCCUCUUCCUGCUCGCCUUCCCUCUUUCCUGGGCAGAGGACACAGAGAAAGAUGUGAGGAAGAAGGAGAAUGACACAGUUUGGGUCCAGGCUAGGACCAGACGACUGUUUGCAAGGCGAAAGUUUUCUCCGCCCCCAGAAAGUCGCACACCUAAGCACAAGGCAAACCUCGUGACUCCAGCACAUCGUUGCGGCCGGUUGAUGGAAAAUUGCUCGGCCUACAUCCGAUGCUGUGACCCCUGCGCCUCCUGCCGCUGCCGACUCUUCAACACCAUUUGCCACUGCUGGAGGACGAACCCGGCGUGCUCAAUGAAGACGUAGAUAAAAAAACAUACGUACAAGACCAGCACCUGGACAUACACAAUGAUGUACAUACUAUAUAAAUAGAGGAAUGAACAAACACUGCCUUCUGGCUCUUGAGAGAAGUUCGGAGAAUAUUAUUGGGAAAAUCGUGAAAAAAUGCUUGUUUUCUUCCAUUGUACAGAACACUUGAGUGAUGGAAGUGAAUAUGGGAGUGUGUGUCUCUGUCUUCAGUGUUCUGAGGAAUUAAUACAAAAUUACUAACAUAAAUGUUUACAGAAUAUCCAAAUACCUAAUGUGUGUGUAACCAACGACAUAAGCUAUUUCAUGUAUGCAGACAAACACUAUGUACA
Molecule: messenger RNA, 964 nt
Organism: Eleginops maclovinus (Patagonian blennie)
Lineage: Eukaryota; Metazoa; Chordata; Actinopteri; Perciformes; Eleginopidae
Gene: asip2b
Product: agouti signaling protein, nonagouti homolog (mouse) 2b
Exons: 5
Coding region: 12-632 (206 amino acids)
Biological process (GO): positive regulation of feeding behavior; neuropeptide signaling pathway; hormone-mediated signaling pathway
Cellular component (GO): extracellular region
Molecular function (GO): type 1 melanocortin receptor binding; neuropeptide hormone activity
Source: RefSeq, a predicted model, not a curated record